AUGGCGGCGGCGAGUGUACACGACGCUGUUUCCGAUGAUUUUGACUAUGAAAUGUGGGCUCCAACCAUGAAAACCACACUAGUGGAGAAGAAACUUUGGGAUGUUGUCGAGAACGGAGUCUCGCCGGAUCCGACGAAGAUUCCAGAGUUAGCGGCGACUAUCAAAGUCGAAGAGCUCGCGCAAUGGAGGAAUCGUGUGAUUAAAGACAUCCAAGCGCUCAAGCUAAUUCAGUCUUCUCUCACCGAUUCGGCUUUCCGGAAGACAAUCUCGGUUGAUUCCGCGAAAAAUCUCUGGGAUUUGCUCGAGAAAGGUAACGAAGAAGCGAAGCUUCGUCGAUUAGAGAAACAAUUCGAAGAGCUUCGCAUGGGGGAAAAAGAAUCGAUCGAUUCCUACUCCGGUAGAGUUACGGAAAUCGUCGAACAGUUGCGCCGGUUGAAAAUUGAGAAAUCCGAUUACGACGUCGUCACGAAGGUUUUAGCCUCGCUCUCAGCGUCAUACGACGGUGUCGCUCCUGUGUUGGGAGAUCUCAUGGAUCUGAAGAGUAUGACAUUGAAGAGCCUCGUUGAGGUUUUACAAGGAUACGAUUCGAUGAAGAUUGAAGAUAUCGAUCGAGCGUUGAAGCUAAACAGGCUCAAAUACGAGUCUCGUAACAAGAAGAAUCACAUCCCUAAGGCAGAGGAAUAUGGAAGGCAGUGCUAUAGAAGGAAACAGGAUAAGGAUGGAGAAGAAACCAUGGUUGAUUAUAUACUGAUGGCGAAGUUGUCUCUGGGUGAUUUCACAUACGAUGAGGACAUGUGGAUGAUAUACGGCCAUUCGACGAGCCACAUGACGCCGUACGAGAAGCUUUUCGCAGGUCGUCUUGACAAAACGGUGAAGGCUAAAGUUGGGUUGGUUGAUGGAACGGUGAUCAUGGCGGAAGGAUUGGGAGAGGUGAAGGUUGUGAUGAAGAAUGGGAAGACGAAGACGAUCAGUCCUGUGCUUUUUGUGCCACGAGGGAUCAACAGGAACGUGUUGAGUGUUAAACAGAUGCAAUCGAGAGGGUGUUCGUUCGAUUCUGGGGAGAGAGGAGAGUGCAUUGUUCGUGAUAAGAGUGGGGCAGUGUUUGGUGACACUUUGUGGGAUGAGAGAGGAUUGUCUAUUCGUUUGGAGGUGGUUCAAGGUAAUCUCAAAUCUUAA
This is a messenger RNA of Microthlaspi erraticum, 1176 nucleotides long. NCBI's taxonomy places the organism in Eukaryota, Viridiplantae, Streptophyta, Magnoliopsida, Brassicales, Brassicaceae. The record is from the annotation of a GenBank genome assembly.